Molecule: messenger RNA, 1973 nt
Organism: Lytechinus variegatus (green sea urchin)
Lineage: Eukaryota; Metazoa; Echinodermata; Echinoidea; Temnopleuroida; Toxopneustidae
Product: zinc finger protein 704-like
Exons: 8
Coding region: 201-1901 (566 amino acids)
Biological process (GO): regulation of transcription by RNA polymerase II
Cellular component (GO): nucleus
Molecular function (GO): DNA-binding transcription factor activity; RNA polymerase II cis-regulatory region sequence-specific DNA binding
Source: RefSeq, a predicted model, not a curated record
UAGAGUCACGCCCAUCUCUUUCACCGCUCGAGAUCAAAACAAUCUCCGCAUGUUCGCUUCCAAAACAAUUCAUUUAUGUUGUGUACGUGCAUGCCGUGCGUUAGACUUUUGCAGAUAGUUAUUACAUUUCUCGGAUGAGUUAGAACUGGAAGAUUAAUUUGUGAGAUUUAUUCCUUCAGAAGGAGUUUGCUGGUGUAAUCAUGCUCUCAAAUCCUAAGCGAACACCGAAGCGAUCCAUUAUCGGUACACUUGCCAGCGCCAUGUAUUCGGAUGGAAUCUUUUACCCCGUGUUGAUACGAGGCAUCAAGGCCCGAACACCGACCGGCGAAUUCGUGUACGAGGUCGUUCGGGAAGACGGUGUCGCGAUGGACUGCCAAGCGGACACGAUGGUUGGCCCGGGAUUCUUACCAGUUUCUCAUACUCAUCUCAAAUUCAACCAGCCCGUGUACACAAACCUUGAUGGCCGUGAAGUAAAAGCCAUUGUCCAGAAGCAUCGGAAGCAGACGAACGAGGUUUUGCUCAAAAGUGCCGAUGCCUCCGAGACGAAUUUCAAGAGGAAACUCGACGACGUCCGACUUUUGGAAAGUCGCAAGAUUGUUAAACUCACCGACCAUCACCAUAAUCAUCACCUCACAGACUCUAACAGGCAUGACAGGCUCGGUGAAAUAUGCCCAGAACCAAAGAAGCGACCCGUAUCAACCACCAUUGAAGUUCCAAGUCCAAGUGCCAAAACGCAGAAGACCCAUGAGGCUGAGCCACCGAUGGAUGACGUGAUGGCAGCCAUGGUGUUAACUAGUCUCUUUGGUAGUCCUAAAGUUGACAGAGAGAGGAAUCCUUCAGGUGACAGUGUAUUGAGUGGAGGAGGUCCAAUGUCCCCAGCUAGUUCCUUCAGCUCCGGUAUAUCACCGAGUCCAUCCCCGUCAAUCAAUGCUCACUUCACGUGGGACCUAUCGAGAAGUACGCCAAGCCCUUCAUCCUCAAAUAAUAGUGAUAUGGAAAGCAUGCCGUGCCCUCCUUUCAAUACCGCCCAGGGUUCUAUCCCAUCAUCCUCGGCUCUGUUCAGCUCGUCGGUUGACGAAGGAAUUGACAUCAGUGGCGGGGGAUUGCCCUUCUCAAUGGAAGACAAUCUCCACAGUGACAGUCCUACCAAAAAAUUCAAGCCAUCUGUGAAGACGUCCUACAAAUGUACCUGGCAGGGAUGCGGAAAAACACUCUCUACUGUCCAAGGCAUUGAGAGACACAUCAGGACUAUUCACCUCAGGAAAAAGGAAGGGGAGGAAUACAGUGAUCACGAAGAGGAAUUUUACUACACCGAGAUUGAUACUACAGUUGAAUCUGUUUCCGAUACCCUUGCGAACAUGUUCACGUCAUCACCACCUCCAUCCGCCGGUUUCGUCCUUGAUCAGAGCCGCCUACCACACCCUCAUUCUCAGAACGCCCACCCAAGUGUCCCUCAAGACAUCUCUCAAAAACCAAUGGAGGUGUCCUCUCCCUCUCCCAUCGUCUCCAAGAGAGGGCGACAUCUCUCAACGUCCAGUGACAUCGUUUCUUCUAGCGUCAUCGGUGACUCGACCAACCCACCUCUGGUUGGCUCGCUGCCCAACCAAGCAAUCGCCAUGAUUGCAUCUCCAGUGAGUAUUCCCAGCACCCAAGCUCCUUCGUUCUCUUGGUGCCCAGUCACGUCAUCUCCGACAUCAUUUAGCUUUCCCUCCUCAUGCUCCCCACCCUCCCAGCCAUCCACGGGGAACAGAGUCCGCCACAAGUCAGCCCCUCACAGCUCAGCUGGACAACCCAAGAUCAGAUCGGAGGGGAAGAAAUGCCGCAAGGUUUACGGUAUGGAGAACCGAGACAUGUGGUGUACCCAGUGCAGGUGGAAGAAAGCGUGCGUCAGGUUCACCUAGAUACAGUGUCCUCAAGACCCUUUCGAGUUCAAGUAGAUACCAUGUAAUGGGAUGUCCGGUUUUUCAAAGCAU